Messenger RNA from Sebastes umbrosus (honeycomb rockfish), 2543 nucleotides. RefSeq names its product nuclear prelamin A recognition factor (gene narf). Bases 354 to 1733 code for a protein of 459 amino acids. The record is from RefSeq and is a predicted model, not a curated record. Lineage: Eukaryota; Metazoa; Chordata; Actinopteri; Perciformes; Sebastidae. Gene Ontology annotation, molecular function: lamin binding. Gene Ontology annotation, cellular component: lamin filament. The transcript has 12 exons.
UCACUACUCCGUUUGCGCAUGCGUACUCCACUCACCGGGUUCACAACAUGACUGGCUUGAACACUAGCAGCUCCUCCGCCUCUGAGAGCAUUAGUAGGUGAACCGGUGUUAUGAAAUAACCGCCCAGGUUCAAGCGAGCAGUGGCGGUCACAACACCCCCCCCCCCCCCCACACACACAAACACACACACAGAACAGACGACUAGACUUGAAACUAACAAAGUGCUGAGUCACUGGUGAGCUCACCUGGAUCAGUGCUGCUGGUCUGCUGCUCCUCUGAAUGUCCUCUGCAUGUCUUCCAUGUCUUUGUCUCUGACAAAGCAGUGAAAUCCGAUUUACAACCACCAAGGAAAAAUGUCAGAGGUCAACAUACCAAAGCGCAAGGAGAAGUGUGAGAACUGCACCAAACAGUGCAACAAGAAACAGAGUGAUGAUGGUGCCAACUCCCACCAGGAGACAGAGGAAGUCAAUGGAGAGGUACAUGACGGAUCCCAGUUGCUGCUGAGCGCCUGCCUGUCCUGUGAUGGCUGUCUAUCAGAGGAGGAGAGCCUGAAGAUCUCUCAGCAGAGCCUGGAGGAAGUGGAGCGGGUUCUGGCUCUCAAUAAGAAGUGUGACGUGUCGAAGCACAAGGUCCUGGUAGCGUCGGUGUGUCCGCAGUCUCUGCCUUUCUUUGCCAUCAAGUUUGGUGUGGACGUCACCGAGGCUGCACACAAACUCUGUGGCUUCCUCAAGAGUUUAGGAGUGCAGUAUGUGUUUGACACUACUCUGGCGGCGGGCUUCAGCAUCUUGGAGAGUCAGAAGGAAUUUAUUCAGAGGUUUCGCAAGAGGCACCACGACUCCCACGCCCUGCCCAUGUUCACCUCUUCAUGCCCAGGGUGGAUCCGUUAUUCAGAGCGUGUCCUGGGCAGUCUGGUCACCCCUCACAUCUGCACAGCCAGGUCUCCUCAGCAGAUCAUGGGCUGUCUGGUCAAAGACUACUUCUCCAAGCAGCAGAAGCUGAGUCCAGAGAAAGUCUACCACGUGUUGGUGGCUCCGUGCUUUGAUAAGAAGCUCGAGGCAGUCAGAGAGGAGUUCUACAACAGCCUGCUGGAGACCAGAGACGUGGACUGUGUCCUCACCUCAGGGGAGAUCCAUUACCUGAUGGAGCAGAGGAAGGUUGCAGUGGAGGAGCUGGACUCAGUUCCACUGGACCAUGUGCUGGGAGAGGCUGGAGACGUGGCGCUAGUGAGGCACGAGGGCCGAGGUUCUGAAGGCUUCCUGGAACACGUCUUCAAACACGCUGCCAAAGAGCUCUUCGGUCUGGACGUCCAUGAGAUCACGUACAAGAACCUCAGGAACCGGGACUUCCAGGAAGUGACUCUGGAGCGGGACGGGGAAACUCUGCUGCAGUUCGCUGCCGUCUACGGCUUCAGGAACAUCCAGACGCUGGUUCAUCGGAUGAGAAAGGGACGUGUGCCUUACCAGCUGGUGGAGGUGCUGUCCUGUCCAGGAGGGUGUCUGAGCGGCCGCGGUCAGGUAGAGAGCGACGCGGGAGGCCGGGUGGAUAAAGUCCUGGUCCAGCAGAUGGAGGAGGCCUACAGCAGCCUGCCGGUCCGUCUCCCGGAGGUCAACCCCACCCUGCACACCCUCUAUCAAGACUGGCUGCAGGGCCAGGACUCCCCGCAGGCCGGCACACUCCUGCACACCCAGUACAGGAGUCAGGUCCACACGCAGCCCCCACACAUGCAGUGGUGAGGAGAGCCAGGGCUGUUUUUUUACUUUUAAGACCCGAUGGAAGCUGAAUGGGGGGCUUCCUCUGGUUGAUUCUGAUUCUGCUUGGACCAUUCUCAUCAUUCAUGCUGGCACCAAGAAGGACAAGCCAAGAGACCACGCUGCACUGCACCAGCAAGUGGUAUCUGGACAGGUGCAGUUCUUCCAUUAGGCCACAGCGGGGCGCUAGCUGUGUUUAAAAUCAUUGGAUCUCCUUGUGCCAAAGCUGAGCCUGAGGACACAUAAGGGUCCGGAGUCCAGAAAAACAUUUGAUGCAGACUGAAGCAGUGAUGUCAAUAAGCUGUGGGUAAUGUCUGAUACUGGUGCAGGGUCAGGGAGUCGCCCGAUCUGCCAGCUGUUCUGAGAAAUGAAGAAGCCUGUAGCAAGUGCAACUACUUGUAUGAAUUUACAGAGCAAUAAGCCACUGAGGAAACAUAUAAGAAGCUUUUCACACAACUGGAACUUCUGAACUGAACCUGUGGAUGCUCAAUGUUCAUUCUGAGGAGUCCAAAUUUAAACUGUCCAAACAUGAAACACGAAGUUGUCUCCGCUGUUCCUCGCUGAAAGACGACGAUGUGUUCUCAAACACAUUACAUGAUUACUAUGCAACAGUGUGAUCGUCUUAUCUCAACAGUCAGUGGAAGCAAUGCUGCUGUGUGUUUCCUUUUAAUAACAACAACCUGACAGUGAGCAUACCAGCCCAGUGUUUAAGGGUUUAUCCAGCCCAGUGAAGAAUUAUUUUUUAAUGGUAUGAGAUGAUUUCAUUUGUAUUAUCACUUUAUUCCUGUUCCACAA